Molecule: messenger RNA, 579 nt
Organism: Eruca vesicaria subsp. sativa (arugula)
Lineage: Eukaryota; Viridiplantae; Streptophyta; Magnoliopsida; Brassicales; Brassicaceae
Source: the annotation of a GenBank genome assembly
AUGGUGAGGGUUGGUGAAGCAUUGAGUGUAUCAACCUCAUCAUGUUCAUCGCUCUACGAUAGUGAAAUUGAAGAGCUUCAAAAGAUGCCACUAGAACCACCAAAGCCCAAGAAACGUCUCUCGAAGCAACUCUCAAUGUUGGAGACCAAAAGAGACAUCGCAUGGGAGCGUCGACGUCGCCAAAUGCUACAUCAUCACCUCGAGAGGAAGCAAAUAAACGAAGAAGGAGGAGAUAUUGACUUAACGGACGAGGACUUGAGUGAGCUCAAAGGUUCCAUUGAGUUAGGGUUUGGGUUUAACGAGGAGCAAGGGCAACAACUUACAACCACGUUGCCUGCGUUAGACCUUUACUUCGCUGUGACACGUCAGGUCUCGCCGGUUUCCACACCAGGAAGCAGUAGUGGAUCUUCAUCCUCUCGGCUUACUUCUCUUGGAGACCAUUCCUUUUCUUUUGGUAGUGCUAUAAGCGACUCUGAUGGAUUGAAAGUUAUGUCUCCAGGAGAUAAUCCCCAGCAGAUUAAAACAAGGCUGAGGCAUUGGGCACAAGCUGUGGCAUGUUCUGUGAUACAACAUAAUUAA